UGGUGACCUAAUUUUUUCAAGGACGGGAGUCAUUGAGGAUUUUGAUUUUGGCGGCUUCAUAAUGACGGAGGUUCUGCCGAUUUCUUUGGUGAAUUUCAAUGCAGAUAGUGGCUAUUUAGAAGGUCUAGCACGUGGAAUUAAGGGUGGACUUCUUAAGCAAGCUGAUUACCACGUGCUAGUACAGUGUGAAACAUUGGAUGACCUAAAGCUCCACCUGCAUGACACUGACUAUGGGGAAUUUCUUGCCAAUGAACCGGGACCUUUGACUGUGGGGAUCAUUGAAGAAAGAAUUCGCGAAAAGUUUGUGUCUGAGUUCCGACACAUACGCAACCAAGCUGUAUACCCAUUAUCUUUAUUCUUGGAUUAUAUCACAUACAGCUAUAUGAUUGAUAAUAUCGUGCUUCUGAUAACAGGGACUCUCCAUGGAAGACCGAUAUCCGAACUUAUGACUAAAUGCCACCCUCUUGGAACAUUUCUGGAAAUGGAAACCCUGAAUAUUGCAACUAACCCUGCUGAAUUAUACAAUGCUGUACUCGUGGACACGCCUCUAGCUCCAUUCUUUAUUGAUUGCAUUUCGGAGCAGGACUUAGAUGAACUUAAUAUAGAGAUAAUACGUAACACUUUGUACAGGGCGUAUAUUGAAGAUUUUUAUGCCUUCUGUAAGUCGCUGGGUGGAAUUACUGCUGAGGUGAUGUGUGAGUUGUUGGCAUUUGAAGCUGACAGAAGGGCGUUUAUCAUAACAAUCAAUUCAUUCGGGACAGAACUCUCAAACGAAGAUAGGUCCAAACUUUAUCCUCGCUGCGGUAAACUUAACCCUGAGGGGCUUGUUCAGCUUGCUAAGGCUAACGAUUAUGAACAAGUAAAAUCCGUUGCAAGGUACUAUUCGAUGACCGCAGGUGGUACGGAUAAUAUUCUUGAUCUCAAUAAUGUAUCUUUGCUAUUUGGUUUUGGAGUUGUAAGGGCUGAUCGAUAUUUGUCUAGAUAUUAUCUCAAACUUCUGGUUAACUGAAUAUUUAUCAUGUCAUUCAAUCGCAUUUUUAUGUUCGUACAUUAAUCUUUACUUUCGUCUAACUAGAUUUAAUCGCAAAUGGGUUAUAGGAAUCCCGUAGAAACAAAAUUUAUACCUCUUCACGCCUUUUAUUUCCCUUUGUUUAUCGUCGUCCAAUGGCUAAUAUCAUUUCUUGAUAUUUAAACAUACUGUUUUCAUUGUAGGUCUUACGUCCAAAUUAUGAUUCAGUACUAUCCCAGACAAGCUAAGAAAUUCGUCAUUUUCAAUAAUUGCUACUAUCUACGACAAUGCUGUGACUUAUUUUUAUCAAUUUUAUCACUACUCCGAUGCUCUCCACCCACUCAGUAGAAUCUUGCGGACACUUGUGAUUUGGAAUGUUGUUAUACUCAGAUACCUAUCAGUGCGUUGUAACGUUUUUGAUGUAGUUCUGAGUACAUUAACUUAGCUCUUGCUAACAUCGAUCUAUGUCAGUCUCCACCUUAACUUUUGACAUGAGAAUUAGUGCAUAAAAUAUUUGAUUACAGGCAGCUGGAGUGACACUAGGAUUUGUUACAGUUAAGUACAUCAGUGGAGUGUUUUGUAUUAAGGGUUAUACAUGUCUUCAACUCACAGUAGACAUUAUUUCCAUGCUCUUAAACUCUGUGAAAAAGUACUGUAGACGUCCAAAAUAGAUUACCGAUUGAAGUCUAACUGAUGUGGGCUUCUCUCCCUCUGAUUAAGUACUAUGACAAUAAAAAUCCCAAAGAUGUAGCUAUCAAGUUUUACAAAUUCUCGGAAAACCAGUACCAAAAUCAGCAAAUUGUUUAGGUGGGUUGAAGUAAAUGAAUAAUUUUUAAUAUAGAAAAGAGUUCAUCGUUUGUGUGUGGGCUGUGAUACUGCCCGGGUGCCCAAACCGAAGCAGGUGGUUGUCUUAGGGGGCCACACCCCGAGCCUUUGACCAAAUGGUCUAACCCACAAGGCAGUGGAGCAUCGUAAGGAGAUGCAAUCCCAUGGUAGCCGGUGACCAACGAUUGGUUCAUACGCCAUUUGUUCCCGCAGGAUACUGGAGCCCAUGUGCACCAUUGGUUUGUGAUCCGGUUAAAGCGCCGGACGUUCGCUUUUCGUCCUCUCAUUUUUGUAAACAACACCCCCGCCGCGAGAAGGCAAUGAGUAGGACUUCCCUGGCAGAGGCUGUAUACGCGCGGCCGUGUGAGAGUAUUUCGAGAGGGAGAGCGGACUCUCCCCACUCUCGGCCGUACCAGGGCGUUCGGGAGACUUGAAUGCUCAGGUCGGGCGUCUAGGCACAGAAGAGAGUCGUUUAGGUGGCCGAUGGGGACUCGUUGGUCGCAGGUCAGAUAACGGGGACCGUCUACUGCAACUGUGCACAGACCACAACCUGUUUCUGGCUAGCACUAACUUUCGGCACAGUCAUCGCCGAUGUGCCACCUGGCGUCCUCCCUCUGCAUCCCAAGCCUGGACUCAGAUUGAUCACAUCGCGAUCAGCUUCCGCUGGCGUGGUUGUGUAAAAGACUGCCGCUCCUUUUGGAGUACCUAUCUGGACUCUGACCAUGCCUUGGUCUGCGCCAAUCUUGCCUUACUUUUCAGUGGACAACGAAGUGACCGCCACCAACGGAUUGAUGUUAGCAAGCUGGUUGCAACUUCUGUUGCAAAUAAGUAUCGAACCGAGUUAGCCUCUAGGCUAGCUACCACUCCACCGAAAAGUAUAGAUGAGCAUUGGUUGCAAUUGCUUGACGCCAUGAAAAUGGCGGGAACAGUCAGUUGUGGGUUUGCGAGACGUCCCGCUUUUAAGCACUGGGUUUCUUCUGGUUCCUUACAACUCAUUGAAGCCCGUCGGUCUACUCCGGGUGACCGUGAGUUUGACCAUAAACGAAGGAUGUUACGUAGGGAAAUUGGGCAAAGCUUGCCUAAGGACCGAGAAGCCUGGUGGUCGGAGCGUGCUAAUGAGCUGGAAGCAGCAGCUGCAUCUGGUAACUACCGGAAGCUCUUCCAGCUCAUCCGAGCCACUGGCAGCAAGAAGUCUGGUGUGAGUGAAACAAUCUGCGAGGAUGAUGGGAUGCCAAUCACUAACAUCCAUCGACGUCUUGGACGAUGGGCAGAAUUUUUCGAAGGGCAGUUCAACUGGCCUGCUGCUCCGGCAACAUCGGUCAGGCUGUCCUGCCCUCCAUGGCCGGUGACGACUGAUCCACCAAACGAGGAGGAAGUCCGCAAGGAACUCCAACUCUUGAAGCGUUACAAAUCACCUGGCCCAGA
This is a messenger RNA of Schistosoma margrebowiei, 3259 nucleotides long. The record is from the annotation of a GenBank genome assembly. Lineage: Eukaryota; Metazoa; Platyhelminthes; Trematoda; Strigeidida; Schistosomatidae.